Cladophialophora psammophila CBS 110553 is the source of this 2313-nucleotide messenger RNA. RefSeq lists its product as uncharacterized. The transcript has 3 exons. Gene Ontology annotation, biological process: regulation of DNA-templated transcription. Gene Ontology annotation, cellular component: Ino80 complex; cytoplasm. NCBI's taxonomy places the organism in Eukaryota, Fungi, Ascomycota, Eurotiomycetes, Chaetothyriales, Herpotrichiellaceae. Bases 1 to 2313 code for a protein of 770 amino acids. The record is from RefSeq and is a predicted model, not a curated record.
AUGACCAUCACAUCGAUUACCCGUAUCGCGACAGAGCGUAAUUUCCCUACGCCUCCCCCAGACGGCGAGCCGCAGUCAAGCCCCCGAGUCUAUCCCGCUCCAGACUUCCCCUUCAAAGGAUGGCAGCCUCCGAGGGCAGAUGGCUACCGGCAGAGUGCAGCCACCCCUUCUGAAAGCGCAAUAGUCAUCGACAAUGGAGCCAACACCAUUAAGGCCGGGUUCUCUUUCGAUAAGAGCCCCCGAUUCCUCGUACCCCCAAUCAUGGCCAAGUUCAAAGACCGAAAGUACAACAAGUAUUGCGCAUUUGUCGGCUACGAUGCCUACGCCGAUGCCACGACUCGGGGCCAAAUCAGGACGGCCUUUGAGCAAAAUACUAGCAUUGCGACGAAUUGGGACAUCUUAGAGGGUGUGUACGACUACAUUUUUCUCAAAUUGGGUGUGGAUGGGGAAGGUACUGUGGGCAGACCUCUGGUCGUCACGGAGCCUGUUGCGAACCUGGGCCAUAGCAGAAGAAUGAUGAACGAAAUGCUCUUUGAAUGCUACAACGCGCCAAGUGUCACCUACGGAAUUGACAGCCUGUUUUCCUACCGCCAAAACAAGGGCCAGUCCGGGCUUAUCGUGUCUUCAUCUCAUACCUCGACGCACAUUAUACCAGUGUUGAAUCGGAAGCCUCAGAUGCAAAUGUGCACAAGGUUGAAUUGGGGAGGCUCGCAGGCUCAGGAGUACCUGCUGAAACUCCUUCGCCUGAAGUACCCCACCUUUCCUGGGAAGUUUACUACGGAGCAGAUGGAGACAUACAUCAAGCAAUAUUGCAAUCUUUCAACCGACUUUGCAACUGAGUUAUCUACCUAUCUCGACUGGACUGGCCUGGAAGAAAACCGAGAUAUCAUAAUUCAGUACCCUUUCACAGAACAGGUCGUGGUCGAGAAAUCGGCCGAGGAGCUUGCCAGGGUAGCCGAGCGCAAAAAGGAGUCUGGUCGGCGACUUCAAGAGCAAGCUGCGAAGAUGCGCCUGGAGAAGCUCAUCAAGAAAGAGCAAGAGUUGGAGUACUAUCAGAAGCUGCACAACUCUUACGUGAACGCACCAACCAAAAAGGAGCAGCGUCGAAUUUUGGAUGAUGAAGAGCUUAAAGAUGAAGCCGCCUUGGAGAGAAUCAUCCGUGACCUGGAUAAAUCGAUCAAGAAAUCUAGGAACAAGGAGCUGGGUGCUCCGGAAGAAGAAGAAAACCUUGAAGAGCAGCUCAAUAAGUUCCCUCUUCUUGAUGUCCCAGACGAUCAGUUGGACGAGGAUGGCAUCAAGGAGAAGCGGCAUCAGAGACUGAUGAGAUCAGGUGUCGAGGCGAGAUUAAGAGCCAAGGCGGAAAAAGAACGUGAGAGAGCGCGUGUGGCUGAAGAAGAAAGAAAAGACCGUGAAAUGCGUGAGAAUCGGUUCGGUGAAUGGCUCGCGGGUCGUCGACAACAGCGCCUUGCACUUUUGGCCAAGAUCAAGGAGCAAGCAAGGCAAAAGGCAGAUUCCAGCAAUCGCAAAGGCAUUGCUUCGCAAAUGCGUAUGAAAACCUUGGCGAACCUCGCCUCAGAUGGACCGAAGCGGAAGCGCAGAGGUGGAGGGGAUUAUGACGACGACUUUGGAGCCAACGAUGAGGACUGGGGCGUUUACCGGACCGUUGCCACUGAGCCCGCCAGCGACGACGAGGAGCCCGAGGAAGACCCACUUACCGCUUUGAAAGCUCUUGAGAGCGAGCUUCUGCAAUUUGACCCAGAAUUUUCGGAAAACGACACCAUUGAAGCGCAGAACGACUGGACAAAGAGCGUUUUGCACGCCUUCUUACGAGGAGCGAGGCCAGCGGAUCCGGAAAGUCAGCGAGAGGCAAAUCAGAUUCACCUCAACGUCGAACGCAUCAGAGUGCCCGAGGUAGUGUUUCAGCCAGCGAUUGCUGGAGUGGACCAAGCUGGUCUAGUGGAAAUCAUUGAAGGUAUCGUCAUGAGUCGUUUCUCAAGCUUCGACCAACAACAGGCGCUCCUGAAGGAUGUCUUUCUGACAGGCGGAAACACCAUGUUUCCGACUUUCGAGGAACGACUCAGGCAAGAACUCAUUGCAACAUUACCGUGCGAUUUCACAAUCAACGUCCGCAAGGCAAAUGACCCAAUUCUUGAUGCCUGGAAAGGAGCAGCUUCUUGGUGGAGCACUUCGGAUGAAAUCGACCGUGAGUCGGCCACCGUGACGCAUGCGGAGUACAUGGAGAAAGGAAGUGACUACAUCAAGGAGCAUGACCUGGGCAAUUUUGUCGCUCCGCCUUUCACGUUCGGCGGAUGA